CUUUUAAUGAAUAGCUUCGCGCUCUCUCUCUCUUUGCGCUCCGUAAGAUAAGCCGAGCUCUGCAAGUUUAUUCCCAGAAGAUAUCGUUGAAUCAUCAAAACCAGAACCUGCCUCCAGAAUUCAGGCAUUAGCCCACAGAAUCCCCAAACAUACAUAUCUCAUCGGUGCUGGAGAAAGUGAAAUCUUCUAAUCUUAGGGUUUCCAUCAUCUCCAGUAUUUAAGAAGAAGAAGAAGAAGUGCUUCAGAAUUAUGAGCCCAGAUAGACAAAUGUGUAUCGCAGAAUAUUCUCUUGUCAUCUUCAUCUCUCUCAGUUUCCUAUCAUCUUCCUCACUUCACAAGGCCCUCUCUUCAGAACUAAUGCAGGAAAGUAAGUUUAAAGAAGGCAAAGGUUUACAUGCAUAUAAGGCUAAAGGUGGCGGAGGCGCCGGCGGUCACGCCUCUGGUGGUCACGCCUCAGGUCAUGUUUCACCAGGUCACACAUCGCCCCACAACGGUGGGAAUGGUGGAGAGUCAAGAACACCCACACAAGGAGGUGCGGUUAUUCCAGCUUAUGUUGCUGGUGCUGCAGGUGCUGCAAAUGCAAAUAACCAACACCACCGGAGCCACCAUGGUACCAACAACGGCAGCUUUAAUAGAAUUGAAUUUCCCAUAAUGCUCACCGUCAUCUUCCUCUAUACUCCUCUGCUUCAUCUGUGUUUGUUCAUAUAGAAAGUGACUUCUUUUUUUGGCUAUAAAACAUGCAUCUAAAAUAUUUAUGUUUAAUAUUCAAAAUUGGAAACGUUGAAUAUCUCAAAAUUAAGAGUGUCAUGUGAGAUUUUAGAAUGUCAUAGGCUCACAUCAUUUUGAUUUUAGUACUGUUGACUUUUUCAAUUUUGACAGCAUCUUUUAGAUUUGGUCUGAUUGUACAACAUCCAGCGUAUUAUCAAAGACUCUCCCUAGUGCCAGUGCAUGUGUGGUGUAGUGGCAUGGUAGCCGCCUGUUGGUGGCCCUUAUCAAGGUUCAAUCCCUGCCCGUAAGCUCUGCUUGCCUACUUAAAAAAAAACAAAAGAAAAGAAAAAGGCUCUCCCUAGUCUUUUGCAUGAAGUAGCUGUUUGUUUAGAUCUUGGCCAAGGCUGACUAUCCUAUAUUGUUCAACUUAUGCAUUAUAGUGAGUUUGACAUUUGUGAUCA
Molecule: messenger RNA, 1169 nt
Organism: Neltuma alba
Lineage: Eukaryota; Viridiplantae; Streptophyta; Magnoliopsida; Fabales; Fabaceae
Exons: 2
Coding region: 250-708 (152 amino acids)
Source: RefSeq, a predicted model, not a curated record